GCAGGUAUGUCAGGGCUUUGGAAAUGGAAGUCUCUAGAUUGCAGCUUCUGGUCCGGCAGGUCCGUCUUCUAAUUUAUAUGGCAUGGUGGAUGCAGAAUAUUUUAACAAGUCGAACAGCUGCAAGCGAAGCUCGCUCAAUGUGAAAAAUCCCGUGCUACAAGUGAACCCAUGGCGAAGACCCUGGAACUCUCUCUUCCCGAUUGCCUGCCGUCUAUUGUGGAAAUAUCUUUCAAGAAAGAGGAGACCGAUGAAGAUGAGGGCAUUGCAGAAGGAUUCAAGUGCAUGAACCUUGACGACGCGCGUGUCCGUUUCAUGGGUCGGUCCAGCAGCUUCGCUCUGAUCAGGGCUGCAGCAAAAAUGAAGCAGGACCUCGUAAAAGACGAGCAAAUCCCGUUACCCGGCCCGGUGUAUAGUCCCACGAUGUUUUCCAACCGGCGCUCAGAAUUCUGGUCAUAUUACACGGAUAUCUUCCCGCCAAGCCCUCCAUACACCGAAUUCCCGGAGCCCGUCAUCAUGAAUGAGCUCCUCGACGACUACUUUCGGACCAUCCACGUGAAUUUCCCUCUGCUGCACCGCCCGACGUUCUUGCAGAACAUUGCCUCAGGACUGCACCUCGUCGACGAAGGCUUCGGCGCGACGGUACUGCUCGUGUGCGCCUUAAGCGCGCGUUUCUCGACCAAUCCUGUCGUGCUCCCGCCUGGGUCGACGAACUGGUGGUGGGCGGGCUGGUGGUGGUUUUACCAGGUGCACGCCAUGCGCAAGCUCAUCCCACUCACUGUGACCACGCUGUACGAUCUGCAGGUCGCUGCGCUCUCUGCAGCGUAUGUCGCCACCUUGGCGGUGCCACAGUCGAACCACGCCGUCCUCGGACACGGUCUAAGACUUGCGGAGGACGCGGGAGCUCACAGACGGAUGGCGUACGGGUCGGAGUCCACGGCCGAAGGCGAGUUGAAAAAGCGUGCGUUUUGGUGUUUGAUCGCAAUGGACAGGGGCAUGUGCACCGCUCUCGGAAGUCCGUGCAGCCUCCACGAUGAGGACUUCGAUCUUGACUAUCUCAUAGAAUGCGACGACGAAUAUUGGGCGACGGACGAUCCGCAGAAAGAUUUCAAGCAGCCUAGAGGACAACCUUCUACUAUUGCGCACUUCAACUGCGUUCUUACAUUACAGCGAAUAUACGUGCACGCGUUACGCACCAUUAAAUAUGAUCACAACAGGGAGGACAUCCCAUUUGCCGGCCAGUCCGCGUCGCUCUACGCGUUAUACUAUAACCUGCGAAUCUUCAUCCACCGGCCGUUCCUCACGAUGCCGCGCAAGUGUGCACCGCCACCUUUUCCGUCGUUCGUGAUCUGCACGAACGCAGCUCGGUCGUGCAUUCAGGCCCUCGAUAGAUGCUUUGCCCUGUCGGGACCGGCGAUGAUUUACCAACAUCAUCUCGUACGAGACACUUU
Molecule: messenger RNA, 1448 nt
Organism: Phanerochaete carnosa HHB-10118-sp
Lineage: Eukaryota; Fungi; Basidiomycota; Agaricomycetes; Polyporales; Phanerochaetaceae
Exons: 6
Biological process (GO): DNA-templated transcription
Molecular function (GO): zinc ion binding; DNA binding
Source: RefSeq, a predicted model, not a curated record